CACGAGUCAGCGGCAAAGCCAGGAGUUGAAUAUUUUGUGUGUGGCGAAACCAGCUGUAGUGGACAUGUAGCUAGUGCAUUACCACCGCUCUGUGUUUGAAUCUAUCAUAAAUACUUUUUUCUUUCUCGAGUGUAUUUUAUCCAGUAAGUUGACGUAAAAGGACAGGUUUGCUAGGUUUCUCGAGUUCUGUCAUUGUAGCUAGCUCGUGUGCGAUUAUUAUCGGUGUAGCCAUCUUCCUAGCUGCUGACAAUGGUCUGAAGGCUGCUGUGCUGGUGUCGUGUUGAGCUACCUGAAGAAGCGGCCCGGACCAUAACGUUAGCUAGUUGGCUUUAUCCCAGUGUAUGUUUGUCAGUUAGACGACCACUUCGGCCAUUGCAUUGGAUUGUCUGCGGAUUGCUGGCUGGCUAGCUAACGUUAGCUGGGUAAACAGAGCGGGAAAGCAUCUGUCAUGCAGAUUUGACAGACAACUAGCUAGCUAGCCAGCUAACUUAGCUCUUUAUCCAUGGAGUACAGAGGGAUUUCUCUUUGGAGUUUGGACCUACGAUUGAUGACUUGCCUUUGAGUCUACGGUAACCACUAGAGUUGUAAUAAGAAAAGCAUCCAAUGCAAAAGUAUUGAAAGGUAACUAACUACUAUACAUUUAAUGGCUACCUAGAAAAUCAUGAAACGACUGACUUGAUUAUGAUAGCUAUUCAGGCCGGCCUGUCACUUUUAUUUUGAUAACGUUGGUUAGCCAGACAUUUAUUUAGCUAUUGACUGCUAACGUUAGCUGUGAUUGAUUGUUAUCCAUAUCCAGCUAAUAUUGGCUUGUAAUGUAAUAUAAAAUAGAUAAACAUGGUGAAAUAGUUUGCUAGUAGUAUUAUGGUUAUAGUAAGGUUUAGCAUGAGCCAACCACUGAUUUUGUGAGAGCCUGUAUUAUCUGCCUAAGACCCUAUGUGACUUCUAUACUAAGUAACUAGCCAAGCUAGAGGUCCCAGAUAUGGGAUACCAACCUUACUUGUCUGAUGAUAGUUGGCUUUGGAAAGCUCUGAUGUGAUCUAAUUUGAUACUUAAGACCUUUUAGAUUGUAAUAAUCAUGCAGUGUCAUUUCCAAGUCACUGGGUUGAAAUUUGUCAUUGUUGGUUUGAAAUCUGAAGUUGUAAUAGUUAAAUAACUAGGCUAGUAGCUUACGUUCUAGCUACAUUCAUGCGAAAAUGUCACUCAAACAUUUCCUCUCCACCCUCUUCCUAGCAAACCUCCAUUAUGGAUUUCAGCACAUCGUUGACCUUGUGGAUUGUAUGCUUAUGCCUCCUGAGGGAAAGUUGGACGGUCCAAGCCAGCUCAGACCACCAUCCUAUUGAUAAUGGUGUGUCAGGUAUGUAAAUAUCAUUCAGAAAGUUCUGAACAUUAUGACACACACGCAAUCAUUCAGCCCAUAUGCCAGCAUGUGUAUUCAUCGAAUACUCCAUACACCAUGUGAUCAAAAUUGGUCACAUUGUAGACUUUUGUUGCAUUGUCAGUGUACUAGAACCUCCUCUACCAUUUCUGUAUUUAGAAAUUGUGCCGGCUCUAAAUGCAGCCAUGCUGAGAAUAGUUAGGGUAUGCAUUCUCCAUUAAGCUCUGUCCUCGGGUGAUCAUGGCACACAGUCAAGUCAGGGAGAAGUGCAUCUUGGUAGUGAGUUUUUUUUCCCUUACCUAUUGACAAGUCAGUCAAAAAGUUUUUCACUUAUCGUCACUAGUUUUGCCACAUCAUUCUUUGUAAGAACAAAAUGGAAUGUGUGAAAUGAUUGUCAUAGGUUUUGUUUAAACUGAGAAUUUUGGGGACUUAGCAGAAUGUAAGGAACAUCAUAUAGGUGCCUAAGCCUCAUGUCAGCUACAGUAGUAGGCUAGAGCUAACCUAUCCAUUGUUAGUUUUACACCGGAUCAGACCCUGGAUUUAUGGAAAUGUUAGCUGUGUUGAUUGAUUGGGAAUGGACAAUUAUGGGAAUGUCCUAACCAGUCUCCUCUGGCGUUCCCUUUUUGGUGGGUAUAGAUCAUGCAUUGUCAUGUCAUAUUUAUACAGCUUAGGGCAAAUUAAGUGCCUGCCCAUAAUUGUAUCAUCACUGUUUAUACAGGGCUCUUAUGAUUCCACAUGAACAGUGUUGAUGUUGAACUUGUGGCAUUUGUAAUUGAUCAUGUAGUGCCAUGCUUCCUGUCCAAGGGGCCCUUAACUAAUGUAGGCCUAUUCCUGAACAGUUUAGACAUUUAGAAAUUAAUAACAAUAGCUUUGAAGACCACUCUCGGCCCUGACUUUUGUAAGUUAGCCUAUUCUAUACCACUUACAGUAAUUGUGCCUCUACUUGUGAGGUCUUUUGAUUUGACGUCAUGCAUUGAGGCCAGACCGCGUAAAGGCUUUCGCUGAAUUGGACAGGGGCCCAGUCAUGGAGUGAUACAUGUUUGGCUGUCACAGUGACCCAUCUCCAAUAAAGAUUGUAUUUGUGGUAAAACAUUAAAGACGGUUGUAGUGGUUUGUUGAACCUGUUGGUGGUGAGACAUUCAGUGACUGUGGCCUGGCUAACCACGUACAUAAUGUAUAGGCUAGUGCCUGUGCUCAGCAACAGUUACUAGCUCGUGGCGCUUUUGUGAUGAAGAGGCUCGGUGCCUGGAGAGGGUUGACUACUACAGACUACAGCCUGCUACGGUAAGCCUGGUUGGGCAUACUGAAGUCAGGAUGGGAAACAGUAAUUACACCGGCAGUGAAGUGGAAUGGUCCAGAGGGCAAGUGCGUGUUGAGUCUUCUACUGGCACACACACAGAGAGGGUUACAUAACUUAAAGCUUUUGAAAAGGUAGUCUAGUAUGUAAAUAUCUAAAUCUCUAGCCCCAGUAACUUUGCAAACCAAAUGAGAAAGAGGGUGUGUGUGUGAGAGCUGCAGGUGAUAAACUUCAUUCUAUUUUUUCAUCGUGGCGGUGUUUGCUGAAGAAGCACUGGGCUGCAGUUCUGGAACAUAGACCCACUGGUAUUUUCAAAUGCCCAAAAAGUUACCUUUUAACCACCACCACAUUCUUGGGUUGUAGACUUAACCUUUACAUUAUUGGGUUGUAGACUUAACCUUUAUCUAGUAGGCUAGCUGUGUUCAGCACACUGACUUGUGUGGGUUGAUUUAGAGCCCCCAGAAAGAUUUAUGCUGUUAGAUUGCUGAAUUUAAAGAACAGAUCGACCUGGAAUGGAUUUGUCAUUCAGUUGUCUGGAGCCAUAUUAGCCAGGAGGCUUUCAUUUUGAGAUGCAUUGUUAUUGUCUAAAAGUAGUAGGCCUGUUAGCUUAGACUACUAUGUUUGCUAAAGGCUGUAUGCUGGCACAAGAUUGCUCACAUAAGCUACGCAUUGCAUCCUCGUUGAGAUGUGAACAGAUAGGGGUGUGACUUUAGAGUCAAACUGCCACUAUGGCUGGAGUUUGAGAUUUGGUGCCUUCCAUUGCAGCUGUAUAGCCUAGUUAUGGCAGAGGAAAUACUGUUUUUGAUCAGAAAAUGCUCCACCCCACUUUCUGCUGCAGUGCAGUGGCAUAUGCUGCUGCUAGUAUGUGUGCGUUGGAGAGAAGGCUUUACAGUCAGAGAAUGUUAGCAUGUCUUAACAAGCGGCUAUGGAAAACCUGACAGAAUUGUCAGUUGAUGGAUUAGCAGCUUGUUGUAGCCUACUUGCACUGUUAAUAAUUUUUAUUUUCUUGUUAGAGUUCCCAGUAGAGUGGGAGGGUGUGUAACGAAUUUGUCCGUUACCUCAUGCACACAAAGGCUUCUUGAAGUCAGGAACAGUUUUACUCAAAUUGACAAUUUAUUGAAUAAAUAGAUGAAUACAACAACAGUUAAAAUCAGCAUAUGAGCUAAAACAAGGAUAACAAGUUAAAAAAGGUAAGAGCAUAAAAUGCUCUCCUCUGUCCUUGUUUUCGACUACCCACACUUCCUCUGUCCUUGUUAUCGACUACUCACACUGCCUCUCUCCUCUGUCCUUGUUUUCGACUACUCACACUGCCUCUCUCCUCUGUCCUUGUUUUCGAACUACUCACACUGCCUCUCUCCUCUGUCCUUGUUUUCGAACUACUCACACUGCCUCUCUCCUCUGUCCUUGUUUUCGAACUACUCACACUGCCUCUCUCCUCUGUCCUUGUUAUCGACUACUCACACUGCCUCUCUCCUCUGUCCUUGUUAUCGACUACUCACACUGCCUCUCUCCUCUGUCCUUGUUAUCGACUACUCACACUGCCUCUCUCCUCUGUCCUUGUUUUCGAACUACUCACACUGCCUCUCUCCUCUGUCCUUGUUAUCGACUACUCACACUGCCUCUCUCCUCUGUCCUUGUUAUCGACUACUCACACUGCCUCUCUCCUCUGUCCUUGUUAUCGACUACUCACACUGCCUCUCUCCUCUGUCCUUGUUAUCGACUACUCACACUGCCUCUCUCCUCUGUCCUUGUUUUCGAACUACUCACACUGCCUCUCUCCCACAAACACAUAUAUGCCUGUAUUCAAUCAACUCAAAUUGGUGGAAGGGGCUACACUUAUCUCAUUAGCCAAUCCUGACUCAACACACACACAUUCCUCACAUAUAUAUAUAAUUACACACUUAACUGUAGCAGACUACACGUUUGACUGGAAGGAUGUGAAAAAAGACUGAAAAACAGGGCCCUUUAACAAAUAAACAUUAACACAGUCACACGCACAAUGGGGAAUGGAUGAGUCUUUAGGUGAGGAUGUGCCAUCAUCCUCACAGGGUGUCAGCUGUGGCUGUUGUUGAUAUGCCUGGAUAUUAUAGAAUCGAUUCCACAUUGGCCAGCUGUCACAGCCUCUGUGAUUGGAUUGUUCCAGCUCUUGACAGGUCAGGGUAUGGUGACUUUUGUGGAUCCAAAGAAAUGUAAUCAUUUGCCCCUAUGCUGUUGUCAACAGCUUGGCUGUUUGAUAUAAUGUAAUUCCAGAUCUUCACUUUUCUGGCCUCUUUGCCAUUUUCUGUACACCACUUGCUACCUUAAUUUGCCUAUUUUGUUCAAAGUCUUUGUCAUAAAUAAAGCUGCAGCAGGAUUCCAUGCCAGAGAAGCUCCUGCCUGCCCUGUGCUGUGCUAUAAGUUGCACUCUGCAUGGGCCAAUUGGGGAAAGAGACUUACUGGGCUUGCCCAAUGCCUAGUAUUGUAAUACUACGAGCUAACCUUGUGCAGCAAAUGGGAGAGCAAGUAGGAAGUAUGCACACUUGCUGUUGUGUGCUUCCGCAUGAUAGAUUGCAUCACACAGGAAGAUACCUGAUAUCACAUUUCUUAGUGUGAAAACUGACCACAUCGCACUAAUGUAGGCCAUGCCCUAUUUUAUGUUAAUUUUUUUAUUUAACUUUUAUUUAAUUAGGCAAGUUAGUUAAGAACAAAUUCUUAUUUACAAUGACGGCCUACCAAAUGGCAAAAGGCCUCCUGCGGGGACGGGGGCUGAGAUUAAAAAUAAAAAUAUAGGACAAAACACACAUCACGAAAAGAGAGACACCACAACACUACAUAAAGAGAGACAACACAACACUACAUAAAGAGAGACACCACAACACUACAUAAAGAGACACCACAACACUACAUAAAGAGAGACUACACUACAUAAAGAGAGACAACACAACACUACAUAAAGAGAGACACCACAACACUACGUACUCCUGAGUGGCGCAGUGGUCUAAGGCACUGCAUCGCAGUGCUAACUGUGCCACUAGAGAUCCUGGUUCGAAUCCAGGCUCUGUCGCAGCCGGCCGCGACCGGGAGACUCAUGGGCGGCGCACAAUUGGCCCAGCGUCGUCCAGGGUAGGGGAGGGAAUGGCCGGCAGGGAUGUAGCUCAGUUGAUAGAGCAUGGCGUUUGCAACGUCAGGGUUGUGGGUUCGAUUCCCACGGGGGGCCAGUAUAAAGAAAAAGAUAUGUAUUCACUAACUGUAAGUCGCUCUGGAUAAGAGCGUCUGCUAAAUGACUAAAAUGUAAAUGUAAAAAAUGUAAAGAGAGACUUAAGACGACAACAUAGCAUGGCAGCAACACAUGACAACAUAGCAUGGUAGCAACACGACAUGACAACAACAUGGUAGCAGCACAAAACAUGGUACAAACAUUAUUGGGCACAGACAACAGCUCAAAGGCAAGAAGGUAAAGACAACAAUACAUCACGAGAAGCAGCCACAAAUUUCAGUAAGAGUGUCCAUGAUUGAGUCUAUUUCAUUUGUGUUUUGGUCAGGUUUCUGGGCAGGAUAACCAACACAGUUGUACAAGCAAAAGUAUUAGCUUUGAUCUAUCUGGUCAGCUUUUUCCCUUUUAGGGACUGUUUGCUAUGAUGCCUUUCAGCCAUUUUGCCUGUAUUUUUACCCUGCUGUUUCAUCAUGUAGACUACAUUGCAAAGAGAUAGAAGGUACAUUCUUUGAGAUUGUAAACGUAGCUUUGAACAUUGAAGCGUUCAGAAAUGACACUUGGCUACACUGCAAAUCUCUGUGGCUUAGAGGCAGCCUUGGUCACCAUCCUGCACACAGCCCAGAAUGUCUGCAGACUGCAGCUCAGGCCAAACUAGGUUUUCCUCUGAGUUGAAGUGAGGCCUUAUCUGUGAUCUGCUGCUGCAGAGGGUUUCUAAUCCCCCAGGAGAAAGGGUAAGACUGCAGGCCAGGCAGACACAGAACCGUGACUACAGCCAGAGAUACUCCCGGCAUGUGACACCAUUCAUACAACUUUUAUUUUUCUAACAACUGAAUUGUAAUGGCUGCAUAGCUGGAAUUCUUGAGGUGAAAGUGAACACACUUCUUACUAAGUCUAGACCUCUAUGUACUUGCUAUUAUGCUGACAUGUAAUAAUGUAGGCUAAGAUAGGCGGGUCGUUCCACGAAUAGAGUACAUUUUGGGUAGUGUAACUUGGUAAAAUAAAAAUAUAAAACAUUCUGUCAUAAAGAGCACACUUCAUAAACAUGUUUUCUCAUCUCAAGCGGUAAAAAAAAGACUAUUACAUGCCAAUAAUGUGCCAUUAAAGUAACAGGGUUGAGGUUUUAAUCUUAAAUUAGCCAUAAAUCCACUUGUGAUAUGGGGAAUGGAAGCUUGUUGUGUGCAACAGGGAAGGGCAAUUAAAUGCAAGCUUCACAAAAAAAUUGAAAAUUGUUUAAACAUUUCUAGCCUAUCUGUGAGUAACAGGGUUAAUGUGUUCUGCUCCACAUGAUCAGUUUUCCACCACAAAACACCAGAGAAUUUACAACGGAGUAGAACCAGCCCACCUACUUUUACACUAUGAUUUGACUAUUAUAUUUUCAAUGUUUCAACAAAAAAAAAAAAAAUAUGUCUUAAAUAAAACAUGCGUUCAGUUGAUGUAACAGAAUUGACCUUAGAAUGAUGGACAGAAGUAAAUUAAUCACUAUUCAUAUUAAAUAAAUAAUACUCUUCAGAAAUGACUAUCAAAGCAAGAACAUAACUAGGGCUUUACAAUGAUGGUGAAAACUUGAAAAAAUGUUGGGGUUAAGUGAGUAAAAGUCUACCCAGGAAAGUCGGAAAAACAUGACAAGGGACAUGUCAAAAUGCAGAUUUCUUUGCACUUCAAGUCUUUAUUCAUAUAAAAAAUCUUAUUUAUAGUGUUUUCAAUGUGGCCUAUAUUAAAGGGCACUUCAUUUAAUGUAAUAGGCUGUCUUCCAUAGUAAGUAAAGGAACAUAACGUUAGGUUAGAUUUGGAUGUUUUGCCCUCAUAGUUCCCCCUGGUCUUUGACUUCUCCCUCACUAGAACUCUACUUCCCUACACACGUGUUGCACUGGGAUUGAUGACAUAACAUCAGCACCCUUGUCAUUCUGAGACAACACUCAGGUUGCACUGUUGAAAAGAAAGCAGACUCCUACAACCCCCCCCCCCCCCCCGACCAGCCUUCAAUCCUCCGCUGUAACCAUACAGCUGAACACAGCCUGGCUAUAAAUAGCCUCUUGCUAGGUUUAGUUAAUGCUCAGCUACAUUUAGCACCCUUGUGGGUUUCUGCUGUGCGCAGCAAAGCUCCUAGGCCACAGAGUGGAUUUGAACAAAUGGCUUGGGAUGUUUUCAUGGUGGACAUCAUUUUGGCUGUUAGCCUACCCAUAAGCUGGAGUGUGUUACAAGCUGAUAGUCACUAGACUAGGGCUGACCCCAUUUAGUCGACUGGUCGAUUGUUUGGUCGAUAGGCUGUUGGGCGACCAAGAUUUGUUUUUAGUUGAGCAGUGGCAAAUAUAUACAAAUAAUUUAUGUCACACGAGACAAGUGUCUGAUUCACGCCUGUCUGAGUGGACUAAUCCACUGCGAAGGAUGACACACCAGUAGUACUUUACCGUUAAUUACCAUAACUUCUCAUCUACAAUGUUUGUUUGGCUGCAGUAAUUUCUGUUAAUUUAAUCUAUUCAAUAUAUUAUUAUUGUUAUUACAGUCUCACCGUUGUCAUUGUAGGAGUGGACACGUUGUUUGCAGAGCGCACAACUUAGUCUACACAAAGUUUUGUUUUAUUAUAUUUCAAUUUACGAGUUGUCAAUUUAUUAAUUGUCUUUUGGAGCGCGCCUGUCAGGUAGGACUAGGCUACCUGUAUUCCUAUAAAUGGGCCCAUUUGUGGAUCUGAUACUAUUUCUGAUUGUCUUAACUCACCAUCACUGUGGAGCUUCUCAAAUAAACGUUUUGUUCGCCUCAAACAGCAAGUAAACAAAAUGUGUUUUUACAUCCAUUGAGAAUGACAAUAGUUCCUCAAGUAGCCUAUUUGAAAAAUCUUUCCAGCUCUCGCUCUAUCGGUAACCACUCAACAUGAAAGGGGAAAAAAAAUGUCAUGCUCUGAUCUGGUGGAAACAUCAUAAAAUAGGCCUACCUAAUUACUUCUUAUCCCUUGCGCAAAUAGCCUACAGCUGUGUCUGUCUGUUCGGAGCUCAAUGGCGGGGGAAACUCUGAGGGUCCAGAAUAUUUUAUAGAAGUUUGCAAGCACGAGCUUUGGGCUGGACCAAGUUAAUAGUUGAUACAAUGUUUCAAGUUCCUUGCAGACAGGCCAUGCGUAGCCAAUGUGUUUUAUAGAAUAUUUACUUUCAUCAGGAUAUUUUCUACCUGCAGGCUGCAAUGUUUUUAUUUGUUGGCUUUAUGUAGGCUAUUUUUACAUAUUGGCAAUGGCAAUAGUUACUUUUAGAUUCAUAUCAUUUUCAUUUUGAUAGAAUGUUGAUUAACCACAUGACAUUGAUUUUGAGAUAUGAAGACUUUAUUAUAAAUUAAAUGAAACUGUUACACAAAUGUGCAUAUGAAAAUCAUAACUGGCACGUAACGUAGAAAUAGUAGGAUAACUUGGCACUCCAAAUGGAAAAGGUUGCCGACCGCUGGUGUAGCCUAUUACCGGCAACUUCAGGAGCCUAAUGGCAGAAUCUGCGAAGGCCAGCAGCAGCGGGCAGGGGUAGGAGGAGAACAGUUUUUUUUUCCCUUUCUUUUUUUCUGGUUAGGCUAUAUUGAUCUCUGUCUCGCUCUUUAGUAAUUUGUGUGUCUUCAUUUUUAAUCGCAGCGCUUAAAGCAUCCAGAACAACGCAUGUCAAAAAUGUUAUAAAUUGAUUUGCAUUUUAAUUAGGGAAAUAAGUAUUUGACACCCUCUCAAUCAGAAAGAUUUCUGGCUCCCAGGUGUCUUUUAUACAGGUAACGAGCUGAGAUUCGGAGCACACUCUUAAAGGGAGUGCUCCUAAUCUCAGUUUGUUACCUGUAUAAAAGACACCUGUCCACAGAAGCAAUCAAUCAAUCAGAUUCCAAACUCUCCACCAUGGCCAAGACCAAAGAGCUCUCCAAGGAUGUCAGGGACAAGAUUGUAGACCUACACAAGGCUGGAAUGGGCUACAAGACCAUCGCCAAGCAGCUUGGUGACAACAAUUGGUGCGAUUAUUCCAAAUGGAAGAAACACAAAAUAACUGUCAAUCUCCCUGGGCCUGGGGCUCCAUGCAAGAUCUAACCUCGUGGAGUUGCAAUGAUCAUGAGAACGGUGAGGAAUCAGCCCAAAACUACACGGGAGGAUCUUGUCAAUGAUCUCAAGGCAGCUGGGACCAUAGUCACCAAGAAAACAAUUGAUAACACACUACGCCGUGAAGGACUGAAAUCCUGCUGCGCCCGCAAGGUCCCCCUGCUCAAGAAAGCACAUAUACAGGCCCGUCUGAAGUUUGCCAAUGAACAUCUGAAUGAUUCAGAGGACAACUGGAUGAAAGUGUUGUGGUCAGAUGAGACCAAAAUCGAGCUCUUUGGCAUCAACUCAACUCGCCGUGUUUGGAGGAGGAGGAAUGCUGCCUAUGACCCCAAGAACACCAUCCCCACCGUCAAACAUGGAGGUGGAAACAUUAUGCUUUGGGGGUGUUUUUCUGCUAAGGGGACAGGACAACUUCACUGCAUCAAAGGGACGAUGGACGGGGCCAUGUACCGUCAAAUCUUGGGUGAGAACCUCCUUCCCUCAGCCAGGGCAUUGAAAAUGGGUCGUGGGUGGGUAUUCCAGCAUGACAAUGACCCAAAACACACGGCCAAGGCAAGAAAGGAGUGGCUCAAGAAGAAGCACAUUAAGGUCCUGGAGUGGUCUAGCCUGUCUCCAGACCUUAAUUCCAUAGAAAAUCUGUGGAGGGAGCUGAAGGUUUGAGUCGCCAAACGUCAGGCUCAAAACCUUAAUGACUUGGAGAAGAUCUGCAAAGAGGAGUGGGACAAAACCCUCCUGAGAUGUGUGCAAACCUGGUGGCCAACUACAAGAAACGUCUGACCUCUGUGAUUACCAACAAGGGUUUUGCCACCAAGUACUAAGUCAUGUUUUGCAGAGGGGUCAAAUACUUUUUUCCCUCAUUUAAAAUGCAAAUCAAUUCAUAACAUUUUUUGACAUGUGUUUUUUCUGGAUUUUUGUUGUUGUUAUUCUGUCUCUCACUGUUCAAAUAUACCUACCAUAAAAAUUAUAGACUGAUCAUGUCUUUGUCAGUAGGCAAAUGUACAAUAUCAGCAGGGGAUCAAAUACUUUUUUCCCUCACUGUAUAGUUACAAGCAGUGGCGCAUAGCUUUAGAGACGCCCCAAACUAUUGAAAAUUAUACCGUCAGUAUUUCAAAAUACCCCGGUAUACGAAAUACAUAUCAGGGUUCUUCAAUUCCGGUCCUGGAGGGGCCGAAACGCUUCUGUUUUUUAUUUCUACCUGGUAGUUAAUUCCACUCACCUGGUGUCCCAGGUCUGAAUUAGCCCCUGAUUAGAAGGAGAGGAUGAAAAACAGAGGUGUCUCGGCCCUCCAGGACCGGAAUUGAAGAACCCUGAUAUAUACGAUUUACCACCAAAGCCUAAUAUGAUGGAAACAAUAUAAUCUGUUCAGGUAUUGUUGAGAGCCCUGUACAACUGCUGGCACUUCAUACUUCAAUGUGAGCUCUGAACUUUUCGUUUCUCCCUCAGAACUCUGUCGCAUCGACGAGCCUCGGUGCCACGAUGAGAAUACCAUCCUCAGCUUCGAGGCGAUCCGCAGUAUCCACAAGCAGAUGGAUGACGAUGCUAAUGGCAAUGUGGACGUGUCAGAGACUGACGGGGUGAGUAGAACCACCAGGUUCCCUAUACACUGUGGGCGUGUCAGAGAAGGACUGGGUGAUUAGUACCACCAGGUACCCUACUUCAUUACAUUUCAAUAGCAUUUGAUAGAUUACAGGUGUUUUCAUAGUGGAUGUAGCUACUGUACUGCAUGGCACCAGUCAGACCUGUCUAUGUGAGUCACAGAAAAGUGGCCUGAAGGUAUCAGUACUCUCAUCCCCUGUCAUCCACCAGCAGGGAUUCCUUCCCAAGAUGGCCACAGAUAAUGAGAUUAGUUAAUGGCUGCUCGGUACUGGCUUUUACUUUGCUAUUGAAGUAACUUAUUUUUAUUUUUUUUACAUAAUCUUAUGACAGAAAAUAGCUUCUGGAUAUCAGAACAGCGAUUACUCACCUCGAACUAGACAAAUAUGUUUUAUUUAAAGAGUCGGACAAGGAUUUACUGCUGAUACCGGACCAGUGCCAAAACCCCGUCAUUCACAUGAAGAAGAGACGCUGAUACCGGACCAGUGCCAAAUCCCCGUCAUUCACAUGAAGAAGAGACGCUGAUACAGUGGACUCAGGUCCGCUAAUGAGAAUUAAUCGGCGAGUGAGGAGUAACCCACAUCUACCAUCCGUCCUAUUGGCCAACGUGCAAUCAUUGGAGAAUAAACUGGAUGAGCUACGUUCAAGACUAUCCUACCAACGGGACAUUUAAAACUGUAAUAUCUUAUGUUUCACAGUCAUGUCUGAACGACGACAUGGAUAAUAUACAGUUGGCUGGGUUUUCCGUGCAUCGGCAAGACGGAACAGCUACCUCCGGUAAGACAAGGGGUGGUGGUCUGUGUCUAUUUGUCAAUAACAGCUGGUGCGCGAAAUCUAAUAUUAAGGAAGUCUCUAGGUUUUGCUCGCCUGAGGUAGAGUAUGUCAUGUUAAGCUGUAGACCACACUAUUUACCAAGAGAGUUCAUCUAUUUUUCAUAGCUGUGUAUUUACCACCACAAACUGAUGCUGGAACUAAGACCGCACUCAACGAGCUGUAUAAGGCCAUAAGCAAACAAGAAAAUGCUCAUCCAAAGGCGGCGCUCCUAGUGGCUGGGGACUUUAAUGCAGGGAUACCUAAAUCUGUUUUACCUCAUUUCUACCAACAUGUCACAUGUGCAACCAGUGGGGAAAAAAACUCUAGACCACCUUUACCCACACACAGAGACACGUACAAAGCCCUCCAUUUGGCAAAUCUGACCAUAAUUCUAUCCUCCUGAUUCCUGCUUACAAGCAAAAACUAAAGCAGGAAGUACCAGUGAGUCGCUCAAUACGGAAGUGGUCAGAUGACGCAGAUGCUAAACUACAGGACUGUUUUGCUAGCACAGACUGGAAUAUAAUUAUUAUAUAUAUUUUUUGAAUGAAUAUGAUCCGGGAUUCAUCCGAUGGCAUCAGGAGUAUCCCACAUCAGUCACCAGCUUCAUCAAUAAGUACAUCGACGACGUCGUCCCCACAGUGACCGUACGUACAUACCCCAACCAGAAGCCAUGGAUUACAGGCAACAUCCGCACUGAGCUAAAGAGUAGAGCUGCAGCUUUCAAGGAGCAGGACUCUAACCCGGACUCCUAUAAGAAAUCCCACUAUGCCCUCCGAACCAUCAAACAGGCAAAGCGUCAAUACAGGACUAAGAUUGAAUCCUACUACACCAUCUCUGACACUCGUUGGAUGUGGCAGAGCUUGCAAACUAUUACGGACUACAAAGGGAAGCCCAUCCGCGAGCUGCCCAGUGACACAAGCCUACCAGAUGAGCUAAAUGACUUCAAUGCGCGCUUCGAGGCAAGCAACACUGAAGCAUGCAUGUGAGCACCAGCUGUUCCUGACGACUGUGUGGGAGAGGAGAGGCCUGUAGGGCAGCCAUGACCUGGCUGGGAGAGGAGAGGCCUGUAGGGCAGCCACGACCUGGCUGGGAGAGGAGAGGCCUGUAGGGCAGCCAUGAACAGGCUGGGAGAGGAGAGGCCUGUAGGGCAGCCACGACCUGGCUGGGAGAGGAGAGGCCUGCCUUGUAGCCUCUUGCCCCACCUCAGGAGGCUUUGGUCUGGGCUAGAGCUCUCUUCCUCUGCAACUUCUGCUGCAGGGGCUGAGCAGAUUUUAGAGAAGGAGGCACUGGCUCUGCAGACAUCCCUGAAGCAGCCAGCCUGUGAAUUAAGCACAUAUCUCUGGUGUCAGUCCUGGCUCAGAGCCAACACUGAGAAAGGCUGAACAAGACAUGUAGAGCGCUUUGACCAAACCAGCUCUAAUGCCUGGGCACUUCCUAGAGAAAUAAUAGGUUUUUAUGAUCAUGUUUCAUUCUUUUUCUGUAUUUUUUUAUGAUCCCCAUUAGCUGUUCUUCCUGGGUUCUUCCUGGGGUCCCCAUCAGCUACUCUUCAUGUGUCCCACACAAAACAUGAAACAUGACAAUACAGAACAUUAAUAGACAAGAACAGCUCAAGGACAGAACUACAUACAUUUAAAACAAGCUAAGAUGGUUGAAACAGCAUGUUGCAACUAAAAAACACAUGCUGAACACACCGGACCAAGAUUUUUUUUAAACAUCAGCUAUUUGGCUACAUUGUCAAAGAAAGGGUUAGAUUUCUUGUCUGAUUGAUUUUGAGUGUCCGCCUUAUAGUGAAAACCUCCCACACUAAGCUCUGAAGAAGGAAAAUCAGCAUUAUAACUUGUCCUGAGCCCAUGUUCUUUGUGGGGGCGUGUCGUACAGCAGCCAAGCUUCUUCCUCCCAGUGAUAACAGCAUGGGGGCUGGCUAGAGAUGGAUGAAACAUAAUGUCAGCUAAGCACUGUCACUGCGCUGCUAUGUUGUUGCUCAAGAGAACUGGAGACACUUAAUGUGUCCGAUAUUACUUACAGUAGGCUCAUUAGAUUGAAAGAUUGAGUGUUUUAGAGUAGAAAGGGGAACACCUGAUUUCCUGUUUGUGUUCCUCAUCAUCAAAUGAUGAUCUAUUGUACCCUGCUUUUAGCAAUAUAGUUAUAGGUUUGUACUUUCCAUCACAGGUUCUCAGGCCAAUAAAGCUUCAGUGUAAAAUAUGACACAUGCAAAUGCUCAAACGUAUAGAUCUUCAUUGACAUUCACUUGGUAAGACGAUGUCUAGGUCUUAAUUGUCAUUCUGUCGUAAAAGGCCAAGUGUUUUCUAGCCCCUUCUCAGAGUGUGAGGUGUGAGUAAAGCACAGUGUUCCUGGCUGUUCCUUUAGUGCUAGUAUCCUCUCUACUGGUUGUCAUGCACACUGUAAUACUGUGACAAGGCUGGGUGCACACAGUGAAGCGAGCCCAGUCUGCAGCAGAAAGCUUAUCUGUCUGACUGCAGGCAGGGGAAGGCUCAGGGCAUGCUUUUUUGUUGGUUAUUCUCUGAGCACGCCGUACAGAGAUCUUUUUAUCCUUCCCUGGUAUAUCUGACACUGUGCAGUCUCCGAAACUGUUUGAUUCCUCUGACAUCAUCUAUAAUGCUUUUGGCUGAUUUUGAUUGACACCUCCCCUGUUCUCUCUUCCCUUCUGUCUCCCCCCAUGUGACCCCGGCGACCUCCAGUUCCUGAGGGAGGACCUGAACUACCACGAUCCCAAAGCCAAGCACAACAGUUUCCACGGAGACGACCAGUUCAUCAGUGUGGAAGACCUGUGGAACACCUGGAAGGGUUCUGAAGGUGCUGGAACUACACUGUAGUGUUACUGGAGCCUCCCACUCUGUCUCUGUUCUCUACAGGCUAGCAGUACAAACAAGCCUGCCCUCCAGGCACGCUGCUGCACUCAGUACAUCCGUUUGCAUAAAAGAGAGUCUCAGACGAUGAAUCUCAUUCAGUACACUGUGUUCUGUGAUCUCAUCUGAGAGCGCUGCUCUGUCGGUCCAGUCCUCCUCGUUUGAGGUCCCACUGCUGACUGACUCCAUGUUAGCUAUAUCAGAACCCUUCCCUGCUGUUCUGAGCCUUCCUGUGCUUUGUACUGUCUGUUUUAAAGUACUGCAUUGUUUUCACAUUUGUAUCAUCAGUAAUCAGAUUUAGAUUGAAAGCUUAGAUUUUCUGUCUGGUGACUGUGUAGGUAAGGGAGAGUUUUUGCUCAGCCUCUCUGCACUUAGGUUGCCCAUCCAGAGCAGUCAAACUUAUCAGCUGGUAUGUCAGCAUUGUCAAGUGAGGUGCAGACCAUUUAGCAGCUCAAGCAUCCUGGCAGAGGGUGAUCAGUGUACCUGUCAUCACAACACACACACACACAGAUAACAACCAUACACACUGACGUACCACCUAUGCCUCCCUCUCCUUGUCCUGCUGGCAUUCCACUCACUCUGUCACGUUAUCAUAUACCACUCAUGGCUUUUCACACCUACCUCUCCUCUUUUCUGGCCUCUUUGUCCCUCACCUCUCCUUCUCUCUUCAUCCCUGUCUCUCUCUUUCCACCCUCCCCUCUCCCUACCUCUCUCUUCUUUCACCCAUCUCUCCAAAUCUCUUUCACCCCCCCCCCCCUUUCCCUCUCUGGUUGUGUCUGAGUCUCUCUGCAUUGCAGCUUCCUGUCGGGGGGGGGGGGGGGGGCUCAGAGCAAGGAAACUGCAGAAGCACAAUAACCCAGCUAGCUAGGCAGCCUGAGCCCACACCACACCCCCCUGCUGCUGACUCCCUGCCAGUCCCAUCUCCCUUACUCUGGCUUUUAUUGAGAGAUGGCCAACGUGUGUAGCUACAUUUAAGUGUGUUAUGAUAGAGGAUACCUCUAAGGGAUUUUUGGAUACACUCGUCUCACGACGAUGCUCAUAAAUUAUAAAGCAGAGUCAGAUGUUCUCUCUCUCUGGUUGUGUGGGUCGGCGUUGGCUCAACGUUGGCAUACAGCCAGUGAUGGAGAUUACUGAGGCUCAUCUGAAACGGUCUUUAGAGCGAGAGUUGAGAAGCACGGAUGGUGUGGUAAUAUCAUGUUUGUGUAUUGCAGUGUACAACUGGACAGUGGACGAUGUGGUGAAGUGGCUCACCUAUGUGGAGCUGCCUCAGUAUGUGGACACCUUCCUCAAGAUGCACUUCAACGGCACUGUCAUGCCCAGGUAAGUUAACCCAUAGGGUCCUUCCUUCCUACCCUACUAUGCUCUCACUCUCUUCCCCAAUUUUCCUUUAACUGCACUGCAGAGUCUCAAUCUGUGUGUUUCCUCAGGCUGGCUGUGAAGAACGCCACUCUGACAGUGUCCAUUCUGAAGAUGCUGGAUCGCAGCCAUGUUCAGAAACUGCAGCUCAAGGCCCUGGACACUGUGCUGUUCGGAGCCCCACUCAGUAAGUGGAUUCUUUUUUAAAAAUAUUUUUUAUUCCAUUCCAUUACCUAUUAGUGUUAGUUAUCUUUCACCCAGACCGAUAAAGCAGGAUUUCUGUUGGAUACUGAAGCGACUGUUUGUGAGUAUAAUUAUAAGAGGAAGAACGGUGUCUGCUCUGUUUGUCUCUCCAAUGGGAGACAGUUGGUUAAAAAAAAAACUCAAAAAUGUGUUCAUUAGUCUCAAGCGGCAGCUUGGCAGUGCUGGAAAAUCUGUUCUAAGUACAGUGAAAUGCCUUUCUUGAAAGCUCUAAACCCAACAAUGCAGUAACCAAUAACAAUGUAAUACUAAAAAUAACAUAAGCUAGAACAGAAACAAACAAGAAAAAAAGACCAAUAAGGCCCUCCCCCUAUUUGUUUUAGUUGAAUCAUCUACGACUACCUGCAGUCAGGCUUCUUGCUGCAGCACAAAACACAGCGAAUCAGGAUGAUCCAUUUACAUUCUGCUACAAUGUCCGUUGAUAAAUAACAUAAUCCUGGUGAUACUCAUAAUAUUAAGGCCAGAAAACAGAAACCGCCAUGCUUACCCCUAAAGGAAGUGAAGCCCUCUUUAGGAAGGCUAUUCUGUGGUGCUCUGUGUGUGCCAUACCAAAAGCCAGCUUGUUACAGACUGAGCAGCGAGAGGGCAGCUGGAUUAAAGAGGAAGUGAGUUGAUGCUCAGGCUGAGCUACUCUGUAUUCUAGGCUCACACCUCUGGCGCACUGAGACAAAUCAACACACCACCUCUCUGACGCACUGAGACAAAUCAACACACCACCUCUCUGACGCACUGAGACAAAUCAACACACCACCUCUCUGGCGCACUGAGACAAAUCAACACACACCACCUCUGGCGCACUGAGACAAAUCAACACACCACCUCUCUGACGCACUGAGACAAAUCAACACACCACCUCUCUGACGCACUGAGACAAAUCAACACACCACCUCUCUGACGCACUGAGACAAAUCAACACACCACCUCUCUGACGCACUGAGACAAAUCAACACACCACCCUCUGCGCACUGAGACAAAUCAACACACCACCUCUCUGACGCACUGAGACAAAUCAACACACCACCUCUCUGACGCACUGAGACAAAUCAACACACCACCUCUCUGGCGCACUGAGACAAAUCAACACACCACACCUCUGGCGCACUGAGACAAAUCAACACACCACCUCUCUGACGCACUGAGACAAAUCAACACACCACCUCUCUGACGCACUGAGACAUUUGUUUUGCAAACUCUGCAAUCACAUGAGCGCUACAGAAACAUCGCUAACCAAACUACGGUCUCUUGCUUGUGCGCACGUACAUUAACAAGGUGCAUGUCCUAACCUGGCGCUAAGUCAUACCAGUUAUGGAGUUUUAAAAGGACCUGCACUGUGUGAAAGCCGUUAGACAUGAUAGAAAACAGAACAUGUCCGUUCUAGUUAUGUGGAGCAUGAUCAGUCGUUCCCACAGCAACCCUGGGCCUGGUUAAGCCGGAACAACCCAGCAGUAGGUUCCUGCUAUCUCACAGUGACAUAUUUCAGCCUGUUGCAUCAUACAUCUCUAGUCCCUGAUGAACCUGAUGGCUCACAUUCUGGAUUUAGGGGAAAGAGGCCGGUGGGGGUUAGGGGAAAAUGUGGGUUGUUCUAUAGGAAGGUUGCAGCAGGAUAAGGGAGAGUUAGUGGUCUGUGUCUGACAUGUAUCAUUGUGUGUGUUUAGUGAAGAGUCUCUGCUGGAGGAAGAGAGGGGAGGGGGGGUCGUCUGGACAUGACAGCCCCGGGCAGAAAGCCACAGGUCCUGCUGAUAGUCACACAGACUGCACAGCAGCAGCAUUUUAAGACACCUUUUCACAAUGGGCCCCAUCAGAAAUGGACACCUCUCCUUGUCUUGUCUUAAUGGCUGACACAUUUAUCAAAGUGGACCCAUUCCACAGCCCUGUUUACGACUUAUUACAUGCAACUGGACUGUUCACCUGAAGGAGAACAGAAAAAGACCGGUUUGAGCCAAGUCAUUCCUAGUCUAAUGGUCAGUUAGACAUGUCACUUUGGACUUUCUAGCCAACUUUCCUGCUAAUCAGCCAUGUGUUUUCAGAGAAAGAAAAAGCUAAUGGAACGUGUUAGCUAGAGGAAAAGAUCUAUGGGUAACUUCCAAAAUAAAGGAAACGCCAACAUAAAGUGUCUUAAUAGGGCGUUGGGCCACCACGAGCUGCCAGAACAGCUUCAAUGCGCCUUGGCAUAGAUUCUACAAGUGUCUGGAACUCUAUUGGAGGGAUCCGACACCAUUCUUCCACGAGAAAUUCCAUGGUUUGGUGUUUUGUUGAUGGUGGUGGAAAACGCUGUCUCAGGCGCUGCUCCAGAGUCCCCAUAAGUAUUCAACUGGGUUGAGAUCUGGUGACUGAGACACACGCACACACACACACACACACACACACACACACACUUUAAUGAGACCGGUUUUUCAAAGUCACUGAGAUCUGUGGCCCCGUGUAUCUCAGGUGGAAGAGCAUGGCGCUUGCAACGCCAGGGUUGUGGGUUCGUUUCCCACGGGGGGCCAGUAUGAAAAUGUAUGCACUCACUUAACUGUAAGUCGCUCUGGAUAAGAGCGUCUGCUAAAUGUCUAAAAUGUAAAAUGUAAAUCUCUUCUAGCCAUGGUAGCCAAAAUACUGGGCAUUUUUAUUCAGCACCUGCUUUCAAUAUACUUUGUAUCCCUCAUGUACUGAGGGGUUUCCUUUAUUCUGUCAGUUAUCUGUUUUAUUCUGGCAUUUACAUGUACAUGUUUGUGUGUGUUGAACUGGUUGUAUUCAACCACCAGUAAUUCAACUAUAGCAACAGGAGAUUUAAAUGAUUUAGAUGUGGAGGAUGACCUUAGGGAUCAGAUAUUUCUCUGCAGUGUCUGGUCUUCCACGGAUGAAGAGUGAGAUUCUAAUGCUGCAGAACAAGACCAAUUGAGAGCGAAGACACUGAAAUUAAAUAUCAUGACAAUGCGAGAGUGAGUUGUUUUCAUGCGGGAGGGAACGGAUGAUUGGCCUGAUUUGUAUAUUGGAUAAUAAUAAUAUUAUAAACCCUGUUAUCUCUCCUCUGUGUUGGACAUAAGACUUUAAAAUCAACAGGAAAUCAGCGCAGUGAUUUUAAUUUAGGAAAAUCUGUUCCCAUGCAUAAAUAGAGGCAUAUGUGAUCAUAUCCCAAUGUAAUCAAGGUUUGAAAUUGUUCCGUUUUUAUCAAAUGCUAUAUCUGUUUGGGAUUCCUGCGGUCAAUUUGCAAUGUACAAAUUAUUUAUAACUAUGUUCCGGCCCCCCUGACCAUCUGCUCAAGGAAAAAUCGUCCCAUGGCUGAGUGUAAUUGGGGACCCCAUGCCCUAGAGCUUUAUAGCCAAGCUAGUUCCCCCUCGUAUGGUUUACCUUGUUGCUUGUAACACUGGUCUGACACCAGUCUAGUCGUAAAUGUUCAUCACUGUCCGACCAAGUUCCACUGCCAAUGGCCAACUGUGUUUGUAGCAAGGCUACAGGAACCCACACACAGAGCUCUUGACUGAUCUAAUGAGGAGCACAUUACUCUACGUCAGUACCCUAUGUCGGUGACAUGAAAUGGAGCCUUGUGUCAGCGGGGAGGUUGUUUUUCUGUGAGGUGGAGGGAGGUCUUUGUUCAAUGUCAAUAGCAGCCAGCCCAGAGAUGCCAGGCUCAGGCUUUCGCUGACACUCCACUUCCUCUUUUGUUUGACUCCAGGACAUAAGUGCUGUGUUUGCUAAGAGGUUAAUGCUACGUGUUAGCUCAGAUCUUAUCCCUUUCCAGGCCCUACGGCGGCUCGCCUUCACAGCUUUAUGAGAAAAGGCUUUGUAGUCCUCUGUCUCUCUGUGCUUUAAGGAUGAUGGAUGGAUCACGUCUAAGACCUUUUGGCUGAUUUUCCAUGAGGGUUAGUUGCUGUCUGCCUGGCUGGCGUGCUGGUAGUGACUGUGAGGAAUGGGACUGUUCUGCAUCCCUUAGGAUGGCAACAUUAUGACAUUAGGACAUUCACACCUCUCCUCUACUCGGGCCGAACCGUUCGCCCCCAGAGGACAGGAAGGGCAAGGCCGAGGCUGUCGGGGCCGGGGGUUUGAUUCGUCGCCUCUCAUGUAAAUGUAAACUACCAUGUCCCUGUGUUUUCUACGUGUCAUUCAUCAGCAUCUGUUAGCAGUGUGUUAAUAGUGUGUUAAUCUGCCUUUACCUUGGCCUUUUAGCCUGGUGCCUCCUCAACCCAACUCAACUACUACCGCACAUCUCUCUUGGAGAGACCUCGCCACAGUACCAUGACUUGAGUUCAUUCAGUUUCACACGCUUUCACAUCAUUAGUUCACCACCAAUGAGUUUUGCUGGAUGAAGGGACAAUCCAAAAACAAUGUGUACUAUUCUUUAAAGGGAUACUUCAGGAUUUUGGCAAUUAAUCCCUGUAUCUACUUCCCCAGAGUCAGAUGAACUCAUGUAUACCAUUUAUGUCUCUGCAUCCAGUAUGAAGGAAGUUAGAGAGUUUGCGAGCCAAUGCUAAGUAACGUCAGUGCAAUGACUGGAAGUCUAUGGUAUCUGCUAGCAUGACUGGAAGUCUAUGGUAUCUGCUAGCAUUACCAUAAACUUCCAAUCAUUGCGCUCACGCUAGGGGAAGUAGAUAAAGGGCUUCAUUGCCAAAAUCCUGAAGUAUCCCUUUAACCUAACACUUUUCUCUCUCCCCAGUGAACACACAUAACCACCUGAAGGACUUCAUGCUGGUGGUGUCCAUAGUGAUCGGCAUUGGAGGCUGCUGGUUCGCCUACAUCCAGAACCGUUACUCCAAGGACCACAUGAAGAAGAUGAUGACCGACCUGGAUGGCCUACAGAGGGCUGAACAGAGCCUGCAUGAUCUACAGAAGAAGUGAGUCUUUCCCUUCAGCCGCUGUACCACGAGGAAGCAGGCCCAUGUAAGCCCAUAGAAGUAGUGACUGAAUGAUGUCAUUCUAGAAUUAUAAUGGAGCCUCAUUAUCCACUGGUGUUUCAUAGUAUCAGCCGGUUCCAUGUGAUGUUGUUGGUACUAACUCCAGGUUCCCUGUGAUGUUGUUGGUACUAACUCCAGGUUCCCUGUGAUGUUGUUGGUACUAACUCCAGGUUCCCUGUGAUGUUGUUGGUACUAACUCCAGGUUCCCUGUGAUGUUGUUGGUACUAACUCCAGGUUCCAUGUGAUGUUGUUGGUACUAACUCCAGGUUCCCUGUGAUGUUGUUGGUACUAACUCCAGGUUCCAUGUGAUGUUGUUGGUACUAACUCCAGGUUCCCUGUGAUGUUGUUGGUACUAACUCCAGGUUCCAUGUGAUGUUGUUGGUACUAACUCCAGGUUCCCUGUGAUGUUGUUGGUACUAACUCCAGGUUCCCUGUGAUGUUGUUGGUACUAACUCCAGGUUCCCUGUGAUGUUGUUGGUACUAACUCCAGGUUCCCUGUGAUGUUGUUGGUACUAACUCCAGGUUCCCUGUGGUGUUGUUGGUACUAACUCCAGGUUCCCUGUGAUGUUGUUGGUACUAACUCCAGGUUCCAUGUGAUGUUGUUGGUACUAACUCCAGGUUUUCUAUUAGGCAUGCUUCAUUAACAGGUGAAUCAUCUUCUGCUUGACGUCGUGGUGGCUUGAUGUCGUGAUGAGAAUUUGGGGACAGUCAGUGUUCAUUUAGUCAGGGAUUGGCAGCUUAAACACUGUUUUCAGGUGUGUCAUGUUGAGGCCACUCCAUGAUGAAACAGGAAGUGAAGGUUUAACUGGUCUGAGGCCAUCAGUUGAGUUUCACAUUCAGAGCUCAUUCUAGAGAUUGCUGCAGUCAUUACGCAAGAGGACAAAAAAUCCCGUCCGCACAGAGUGGAAGUGAUCUUUAUGGAAUAGCAAUGAAGUUUAUCUGAAGUAAAUCUCACAGCUGAUCACAAGACUUAGGAUCAACUGUCAAUGGAAUUUUUUUAAUGAUUAUUCCGCAAACACCUUUUGAAAUCUGAGCUAGCAUUUAGCCCUUUCUCAGCCUCUGUCCUGGUCCUGUCACUACAGUAUCACGUCUGUCUCCCACUAGUAUUAUAGUACCCCGCACAGCUGCUUUGGUGGGGUGUGCGUGGGUGUGUGUUUGUGUGUCGUGACAGGGGAGCAGGAAGUAUGUCUCGCAGCACGGUGUAAUGAGCCUGUUGAAUAUAGACCAACAUGGCAUGGGGACAAGUCAGGAGGGUAAACCCCCCCCCCCCUGGCAGGAGGUACAAACUCCCCCACCCCCCCCGAUACCGGGGCUGUUUCCGAUGCUGUGCUGAGAGGAGAGCGUUACCGGGGCUGUUUCCUCUGCUGUGCUGAGAGGAGAGCGUUACCGGGGCUGUUUCCUCUGCUGUGCUGAGAGGAGAGCGUUACCGGGGCUGUUUCCUCUGCUGUGCUGAGAGGAGAGCGUUACCGGGGCUGUUUCCUCUGCUGUGCUGAGAGGAGAGCGUUACCGGGGCUGUUUCCUCUGCUGUGCUGAGAGGAGAGCGUUACCGGGGCUGUUUCCUCUGCUGUGCUGAGAGGAGAGCGUUACCGGGGCUGUUUCCUCUGCUGUGCUGAGAGGAGAGCGUUACCGGGGCUGUUUCCUCUGCUGUGCUGAGAGGAGAGCGUUACCGGGGCUGUUUCCUCUGCUGUGCUGAGAGGAGAGCGGCCUUGGAACAGAGUCAUGUUAUGCCUCUAUUGACGUCCCUCUCUCCCCAGACAGAAACUUUGUGUAUCAUAUUCUGUCAGUUGGGUACAGGGGUUAGUAAUGCCCUCCCUGUUCAUUCACUGUGAUAGUAAAACAUCUCCGCCGUUCCUCAUGCACAAUCUCACCCCCUGCUGCUGUGGGACAUUCAGAUGAGGCUGGGGAUAUACAACUACUCUGCCGCAACUCUCUGAAACACCUAGUGACACUAAAGCAGAAUAAUGUGAGGUGCCUAUUGAUUAUUUUGUAGAGGCAUUGCAACAUCUCAUGCGUACUAGCUAAUGUGCAUGCAGUUUUGUAUUGUUGCUGUUUUGUGGUUUGUUUACCUAUGGGGUUAUAGACCUUCGUCUACAGUUGUUAUACCAGAGCACGGACAUGACAUUGAGAUGCCUGCUACCCUCCUGUUAAACACUUGUUACUGUAACAGUGAAUGGGAGCGGACAGACUGACUGUGGGAGUGGUGGGACAGGCCAGCAUGUCUCCUAUGUGAUCCCUGUAAUGGAGGCAGGGGAAGAGAACAUGCAAGACAGGGCGACUCAAUGUGACUGGGUGGACAGGCUGGCGUGUCUCCUGUGCUUUCCCGGGAGCUGAAGGGGAGAGGGGUCAUGUCCUCUCUUUAGCUGUGCCUUCUUCCUAACUCCCUGCUGCUGUCUGACCAGACCUUCAAGGCAGAUCCUGUGGCCAGAUCAAGUGGUCUGGCCCGAGCCUCAGCCUUCCGUUUUUAACUGCUGGUGGACAGAGGUAGGGAGGGAGGGGGCUCUCCCAGGAGCUGUAGGCCUAUUUCACCCUGUGUUUACUCUGGGUGCCUUUAGCAACACCAGCUGGUGGACAGAGGUAGGGAGGGAGGGGGCUCUCCCAGGAGCUGUAGGCCUAUUUCACCCUGUGUUUACUCUGGGUGCCUUUAGCAACACCAGCUGGUGCCAGGCAUGACCUCUUUACACCUCACCUCCACUGCUUGCUCACUCCCAUGUGGAUGGAGGUGUGGUGUGGUGGGUGUGCUGUAUGCAGGACAAGACAGGUCUCUACUAAACAGGAUCAAUAGAUGCCUUGGUUGAUGGAUAUGGCGUUCAUACAGCAUACACCUGGAUGGGUAUAUAAGUGCAUCAUCCACAUUCUGCUACUGCUCCUAUUCCAGUUGCUCAUCAAUUAAUAAUGAUUUUAAAACUAGUCUCACUCGUAGGAAUGCUAUUCAUGCAAAUCUAUACCAGCCCAGUCAGCCUGGAGGUGCUGAGCUGGUGCUACAAAUAGGCUUUGAUGUUGUUCGCUUGUACAGUAGACAAGUCCUUUGUUUGGACCCUGCAGUGCAGUGGGGCUGAGCAUAUGCAUUGGGCUUCUCUCAGUGGAGUGUUAUACAGUGUUGUGUGUGUGUGUGUGUGUGUGUGUGUGCCUGCCCUGCUGUUGUUGUUGCUGGAGCCGUAGCUAGUGAAUGGUAGAGGUCAGGGUUGACCGCAUUAGUGGGAGGGCUCACUGCCCACAUUUUCCAUCCCCAGCCCCCCGUAUCACCUUUCACUGGGCUUCUGACUGUUGACUGGCUACCCAUCCACAUCGCUCCGGACAACUGACGUUCCUUGCAAACACAUUCUGACCGUUCUGAUUGGUCUCAGGAACCGAUGGGUUUGGGCCAGAGCCGACCUACGUGAUGACGUUGUCAACUUCUAUUCUCUGACUGGUUGGAUUUGUUAGAGACGAUCCAUUCGCUGAUUAAUUUGUUUUGUACAUUUUGAAAUGAAGUCACAAACAACUUAUAGGAUGGCAGAUUCAGACCGAAUGUAUGUAGCGAUCAAUAGAGCAGCGGAAUUAAAUUCAGGGUGAUUCUUCAGGCUACACUUGACUGCAGCUCUCUGGCUCCUCCUCUACCUCUGGUGGUGUAAAACAGCAUUACACCUCCUGUCCCCUUUCUCAACCUCAACUCGGCCCUGUAAAACCUGUUCUCAGACUUACUGAUUGAUGUUGUAACUCAUACGGAUACUCCAUGGAUUCAGGUUCAUUUUUUUAUUUAACCUUUAUUUAACUAGGCAAGUCAGUUAAGAACAAAUUCUUAUUUACAAUGACGGCCUACAAAAAGGCAAAAGGCAUCCUGCGGUGAUGGGGACUGGGAUUUUAAAAAAAUAAUAUACAUAAAUAUAGGACCAAACACACAUCACAACAAGAUAGAGAUCACAACACUACAUAAAGAGACCUAAGACAGCAUGGUGUGAUCUCUUUAAAACAUAGCAGCCUAGGCUAUAUAGAAGCUAAAGCAGUCUCCCUGUGGAUGACAUGAAUAUCUACAGUCCUAUUUCUCCUAGUGUGCCCUCUGUGUGUUUGAUCUGUGGUCUUGUGACAGACCUCACAGGAUAGCGUGACGUGACGCAGUGCUAGGCCAGCAUGACACAACCAGCCAUCCCAAAAAUGGGCUCCUUGUGGGUCUUUAUAUAGUCAUGUCUAAGGCACUGGGGACGUUCUACUGUGGCAGAAGAAGAGCACCAUAAUCCCAAUACAGAAAGGCCAUAGAGUACUGGGCUCUGUGUCACCACUGGGGCCCCAUUCCUGGACUGGCCAAGCCUUGACGUCAUUCAGUACUGUGACAGCUGCCCAUGGUCCUCUGCCCUCUUCACGUUAGACAUUGUUUUCAGCCACAUACUGUAAGAUGCAAGCCCCUCAUUCCAUCGUUACACCCACUCGCUCACACUCGUAGCCUACUAUAAGACUGGUGUUUAGCCAAUGGUAUGUUCUACAGAGCGAGUGGACACUCGCUUGACUGUGUAAUCUGUGCUCUUCGUUGCUUUAGUUUCACUGAAUAACGCAUUUUAUAUUGUUUUUCAAGAAUGUCUGUUCAGUUGUGUGUAAAAUGUCAAGGAAGCGUGGCAAUUCCCAGAGUUCCCUUACAGUCCAGAACUACAUUUUACAUUUACAUUUUAGUCAUUUUAGCACACGCUCUUAUCCAGAGAGACUUACAGUUAGUGAGUGCAUACAUUUUUUAUACUUUUUUCAUACUAUUUUUUUCAUACAAACUAGUUCUGAACUGUUUGAUGUAGAGAUGGUUACAAGGCAACAGGCUACUGGAGUCGGUGUACUUCCCCUACUGUAGCUAGCUCUUGAAACUGGACCCUGCCUGUAAAACAAACCAUGUCUUUAUGUCUGCCAAGGGAAUCUCAACUACAUGCAGCAUAUACAUCAGAAAUGAUGGAUCCCUGGCUUCCUUGGGCUCUAUAGGGGUCAUUCUUUAUAGCCAGGAGCACCAAGGUCCAAGGACAGCUGGUUGGAGGAUACUAUGUGGACAUGCCAGUCUCCCUGGCAUCUAGUAGUAAAAUGAUACAGGCACUUCUAUUGUUUGCCCCUGUCGUUGCUGAGUCACUGAUUACGAGCACCUCUAACAAGGCCCCAGAAUUCUUCCUGGUCAUGUGAUCAGGAAAAGAACAGAUCUGAUCUCAUGCUUUUCCUUGUCUGAUUCUCUCUCUGUCUCUCUGUGUCUCUCUCUCUCUGUCUCUCUCUCUGUGCCUCUGUCUCUUUGUGUCUUUCUCUGUGUCUCUCUGUGUCUCUGUCUCUCUCUCUCUGUCUCUCUGUGUCUCUCUCUCUGUCUCUCUCUGUCUCUCUCUCUGUGUCGCUCUCUCUCUGUGUCUCUGUCUGUCUUUCUCUCUCUCUCUGUGUCUCUGUCUCUCUCUCUCUCUCGUGUCUCUCUCUCUCUCUCUUUCUCUCUUUCUCUCUCUCUCUCUCUCUCUCUGUGUGUCUCUCUCUCUCAAUUAAAAGGGCUUUAUUAGCAUGGGAAACAUAUGUUUACAUUGCCAAGGCAAGUGAAAUAGAUAAUAAACAGAAGUGAAAUAAACAAUCAAAAAUGAACAAACAUUACACUCAGAAAAGGCUAAAAGGAUAGAAACAUUUGUUAUAACGAUGUGCAAAUACAAAAGGGAAAAUAAAUAAACAUAAAUAUGGGUUGUAUUUACAAUGGUGUUUGUUGUUUGCUCGUUGCCCUUUUCUUGUGGCAACAGGUCACAAAUAUUGCUGCUGUGAUGGCACACUGUGGUAUGUCACCCAAUCGAUACAGGAGUUUAUCAAAAUUGGAUUUGUUUUCAAAUUAUUUGUGGCUCUGUGUAAUCUGAGGGAAAUUGUGUCUCUAAUGUGGUCAUACAUUUGGCAGGAGGUUUCCACCUCAUAGCCUUUCUUCUCUUGAGAGCCAGGUCUAAUUAGCGGGUAUCGGCCUAAUUCUGCUCUGCAUGCAUUAUUUGGUGUUUUACGUUGUACAUGGAGGAUGUUUUUUCAGAAUUCUGCAUGCAGAGUCUCAUUUUGAUGUUUGUCCCAUUUUUGUGAAUUCUUGGUUGGUGAGUGGACCCAAGACCUCACAACCAUAAAGGGCAAUGGGUUCUAUAACUGAUUCAAGUAUUUUUAGCCAGAUCCUAUUUGGUAUGUCAAAUUUUAUGUUCCUUUUGAUGGCGUAGAAGGCCCUUCUUGCCUUGCCUCUCAGAUCGUUCACAUCUUUGUGGAAGUUACCUGUGGCGCUGAUGUUUAGGCCGAGGUAUGUAUAGUUUUUUGUGUGCUCUAGGGCAACGGUGUCUAGGUGGAAUUUGUAUUUGUGGUCCUGGCAACUCGACCAUUAUUUUUGUCUUACUGAGAUUUACUGUCAGGGCCCAGGUCUGACAGAAUCUGUGCAGAAUAUAUACGUUCUGCUGUAGGACCUCCUUGGUUGGGGACAGAAUUACCAGAUCAUCAGUAGACAUUUCACUUCAGAUUCUAGUAGGGUGAGGCCGGGUGCUGCAGACUGUUCUAGUGCCCUCACCAAUUCGUUGCUAUUUAUGUUGAAGAGGGUGGGGCUCAAGCUGAAUCCCUGUCUCAACCCAUGGCCCUGUGGAAAGAAUUGUGCGUGUUUUUUGCCCAUUUUAACUGCACACUUGUUGUUGGUGUACAUAGAUUUUAUAAUGUUGUUUUUCCCCCAACACCACUUUACAUUGAUUUGUAUAGCAGACCCUCAUGCCAAAUUGAGUCAAUCUUUUUUUAAAUCAACAAAGCAUGAAAAGACUGUUUGUCAAUAAAGGUGUGCAUGGUGAAUAUGUGGUCUGUCGUACGGUAAUUUGGUAAAAAGCCAAUUUGACAUUUGCUCAGUACAUUGUUUUCACUGAGGAAAUGAACUAGUCUGCGGUUAAUGAUAAUGCAGAGUAUUUUCCCAAGGUUGCUGUUAACGCAUAUCCCACGGUAGUUAUUGGGGUCAAAUUUGUGUAUUGGGGUGAUCAGUCCUUGUUUCCAAAUAUUGGGGAAGAUGCCAGAGCUGAUGGUGGUGUUAAAGAGUUUAAGUAUAUUUUAUAAUUUAAUUUAGGAUACCAUCAACACCACAGGCCUUUUUGGGUUGGAGGGUUUGUAUUUUGUCCUGUAGUUCAUUCAAUGUAAAUGGAGAAUCCAGUGGGUUCUGGUAGUCUUUAAUAGCUGAUUCUAAGAUUUGCAUUUGAUCAUGUAUAUGUUGUUGCUCUUUGUAAUAGGGCCAAAAAGAUUGGAGAAGUGGUUUAUCCAUACAUCUCCGUUUUGGAUAGAUAAUUAUUUGUGUUUUUUUUUUUAGUGUUUUCCAAUUUUCUCAGAAGUGUUUAGAUACUGUGGAUUUUUCAAUUACAUUGAGCUGAUUUCUGACGCGCUGUUCCUUUUUCUGUAGUGUGUUUCUGUAUUGUUUUAGUGAUUCACCACAGUGAAGGCGUAGGCUGAGGUUUUCUGGGUCUCUAUGUUUUUGAUGGGAUAGGUUUCUCAAUUUCCUGCUUAGGUUUUUGGAUUCUUUAUCAAACCAUUUGCCAUUGUUUUAAAUGUUCAUAGGUUGUCUGCUUGAGAAAAAAACAAUUGAUAGGGAAGCUGAAAGGUCAAAUAUACUGUUUGGGCUUUCUACUGCCAAGUUUACACCUUCACUAUUACAGUUAAAUGUUUUGUCCAGGAAGUUGUCUAAAAUGGAUUGAAUUUGUUGUUGCCUAAUUGUUGUUUGGUAGGUUUCUACACUACUUUCCUUCCAUCUAUAGCGUUUCUUAAUAUUAUUCUGUUCCUUUGGCUUUGAUGCCUCAUGAUUGAGUAUUGCUCUGUUCAAGUAGACUGUGAUUUUGCUGUGAUCUGAUAGGGGUGUCAGUGGGCUGACUGUGAACGCUCUUAGAGACUCUGGGUUGAGGUCAGUGAUAAAGUAAUCCACAGUACUACUGCCAAGGAAUGAGCUAUAGGUGUACUUACCAUGGGAGUCUCCUCGAAGCCCACCAUUAACUAUGUACAGACCCAGCGUGCGACAGAGCUGCAGGAGUUGUGACCCGUUUUUGUUGGUUGUUUUGUCAUAGUUGUCUAGUGGACAUAUUUGGGAGGGAAUACUGUCACCUCCAGGUAGGUGUUUGUCCCCCUGUGCUGAGGGUGUCAGGUUCUUGUCCAGUUCUGGCAUUUAGGUCGCCACAGACUAGUACAUGUCCCUGGGCCGCGAAAUGGUUGAUCUCCCCCUCUAGGAUGGAGAAGCUGUCAUCUUUAAAGUAUGGGGAUUCUAUUGGGGGGAUAUAGGUAGCACGCAAGGACAUUUUUCUCUGUGAUAAUUUCCUUAUUAAUUUCUAGCCAGAUGUAAAGUGUUUGUGUUUUGACUAAUUUAAUAGAGUGGGUUAGGUCUGCUCUAUACCAAAUUAGCAUACCCCCUGAGCCUCUUCCCUGUUUUACACCUGGUAGUUUGGUGGAUGGGACUACCAGCUCUCUGUAACCUAGAGGGCAACCAGUGGGUCCAUCUCCUCUAUACCAUGUUUCUUGUAGGAUGACAAUGUCGGUAUUUCCAUUAUCUUUGAUGAAGUCUGGGCUCCUAUUCUUUAGGCCAAAGGCAGAUGACCUCAGACCUUGUAUAUUCCAGGAUGAGAUGGUAAAUGCUUCUCCCCCCCCCUCCCCCCCUCAGGCUGCAGAUAGCCCAGGAGGAGCACCGUACGGUGGAAGUGGAGAAGGUGAACCUGGAACAGAAGCUGAGGGAUGAGAUCAACUGUGCCAAGCAGGAGGCCCAGCGCCUCAAGGAGCUCCGCGAGGGCACAGAGAACGAGCUGAGUAGGCAGAAAUACGCAGAGGAGGAGCUGGACCAGGUACUGGACUGAACCACUUUGGGGAGGGACGGGGGUGGAGAACAAAUGCAUGUGGAUGAGAUAGGGGGAAUUAGUCUAGUGGGAUACUUCUUGAGAAACAAGGUGUGGUUGAGGCCAGUGACAUGAUCCUGUAGAGUAAAGCCCAAGAGGAUAGACAAUCCAACUGACUGAACCCUGUUAACCACUCUAUGUUCUAGGGAGCCAGCUAUACAUUUAGAUGGAUCAGAUACAGAAUGCUAUCAGUAGGAAUAACUCCCACUCAGCUCUUUGCCCAUCAGGGAAAUGGCAGGAGAAGAAGCAGCGGUCGGCCCACACAGGGCAGGUGAGCAGAGGGCUCACGUUGUGUACUCUCUCAUCAAUCCACUACUAUCACUAUGGUCUCCUGAGAACACUGCAGUCUGCUGGAGGAUCUGAUUUCAGUUCUCAAUAUGACUAGAGAAAGGACCUGAGAUGGCUCCCUCCUUUUAGUCUUUUUAGCAUACGUGCCUACGAAGAGUUUUUGUUUUUAUGUAGCCUACUUCCUGCAAAGAAUCCAGCUCAGAAUGUUUUCAUAUGACGUAAUGAUUAGAUUCACAGCUCCUGACUGCAAGCAGGGCCCAUUGCACACUAAUCCAAGGCCUAGUUCUUCAGAGGAUUUGGAAUGCUCAUUUCAUCUGGAGGGUUUCUCUGGAGGCCUGUUGUCUUGUUGUCGUGUCCCAGUGGAGGUCAAACCAGGUCAGCCCUCAUGUCUGCCUGAUCAGAAAAGAGAACCACUCUGAUGUCACAUGGCCCCAUAUACAGCCCUAUCUCUCCCUGUGCACAUGGCUUGCAGGCCUCCUGCUCCCCUGGCUGGCCCAGUGCUGCUCCAUUAAGGCUUGGCAGUGAUUGAGUCUAAGGGUGGCGGGGUGGCUCUGGGCUGAUUUGCACAGCUCUUAAUGAGGCUGUCUGGAGACAAAGAGAGCGCUAGCUUUCACGAGCCAAUGAGAUCACGUUUCCCUCUCCCACCUCCCCAUCCAAGUUCACAUCAUGGUCCAGAGAGACAGUGUGGGAAUGACACACUUGUGCUUAACCACAUUGACUUUUAGCGUGAAGACUUUGGUGUGUUCUUUUCACUGCUGUAUUGAGUCAGAAGAAGUUAUGUGCUGUAGGUUGACUUCUGGUCUUUGUGACCUGUGUGUGUGUCUGUGUGGUGUGUGUCUGUGUGUGUGUGUGUGUGUGUGCGCUGCAGGUGCGCAUGGCCCUGAAGAAGGCAGAGAAGGAGCUGGAGUCUCGCUGCAGCUGGUCCCCACCAGAGUCCCUCCAGAAGUGGCUGCAGCUCACCCAUGAGGUGGAGGUGCAGUACUACAACAUCAAGAAGCAGAACGCUGAGAAGCAGCUGCUGGUGGCUAAAGAAGGGGUGAGACGCCACGUGACUCCAUAUACCGUAUGAGGACUAGAUAUACCGUAUGAGGACUAGAUAUACCGUAUGAGGACUAGAUAUACCGUAUGAGGACUAGAUAUACCGUAUGAGGACUAGAUAUACCGUAUGAGGACUAGAUAUACCGUAUGAGGACUAGAUAUACCGUAUGAGGACUAGAUAUACCGUAUGAGGACUAGAUAUACUGUAUGAGGACUCGAUAUACUGUGAGGACUCGAUAUACUGUAUGAGUAGGGCCAGGAGAUUUCCCUGUCCAUGUGAGCAGGAGAAACUCUGGACCCUUAGUGUGACAGAACCGGAGAGUCAUGUUUUAUCGUGUGUGUGUGACUGCAGGCAGAGAAGAUCAAGAAGAAGCGGAACACCAUCUUUGGGACCUUCCAUGUGGCACACAGCUCCUGUCUGGACAAUGUGGAUCACCAAAUUCUGACAGCCAAGUGAGUUUAAUUAAAGUAUUAAUUAAAUGUAUUGGGAUUUGUCUAAAGCCAAUAUCUCCUAUAUCUAUGUUCACAUUGUGAUCUGUGUUUGUGUUCCUCUGUCCUCCUCCUCCCCCCCGUCUCCCUCUCCUCUCCUCCGGUCCAGACAAGCCCUGGGUGAGGUGACUGCUGCUCUGAGGGAGAGGCUGCAUCGCUGGCAGCAGAUUGAGAUUCUGACGGGGUUCACCAUCGUCAACAACCCUGGGCUGUCCUCCCUGGCCUCCACCCUGAACCCUGACCCCAGUAUCAUGGGCGGCCGGGCCACGCCCCAGCACUUCAUUAUGUCUGAUGACAUGGACGACUUGGACGAGGACAUCAUAUCGCCCGGAACUCUGCAAUGUAAGGGCUCGACCGACUCCCUCGGCCCCACUGUGGGACUCAGUAGCAGAAUACCCCCUAAAUACACCAAGGGCCUCCUGGGGAAAUCCAAAAGUCAACUCUCAUAUGAAAAUUAGCACACAUAAAAUAUUAUCAUUAACGAUUUAUCAACGAUUCUAUGAAUUUACAAAAUGAGCGACCCUGUUGGUGAAGGGAUUCAGGGUGUUUGUCUUUGAUUGAGAGUGUUGUGUAAUUGUAAUUUCACCAGUUUUAUAUACAUGUUUUCAGUUGGUUAUUAUGUUCCAUUUUGGAAAUUGGUGUUGCCUUGAUAUAUGGGAAUUUCACUUCUGGGAUGGAGUGUAAGAUGAGAACAAGGUGAAUAAUGUUGAUAUCCCAUGCUGUAAAAAUGAACCUCUGAAGAAAUACAUACUUCAUGACAACAAAUCUUUGUGCUGAUCUGUUUUUAGCAGUUUUCGCCUAGUAUGACCAAUUGAAUGUGCUGUUAGGACACGGCUGAAAUGAAGGACUGAACAUGAAGUAAUAGUAAGCAAUAUCAAAGGUCAUUGUCCUCCAGUAUCCUAUAAGCUUUAUAAGGCUUUAGCUUUGAUCUAGGCCUAUAUUUGGGAAAGAGGAAGGCACAAUGGUGCACACACUCCCAAGUAAAACAGUCUUCCUUGUAGUGCUGCCCGGAAGAAAGUUAGCUUUAUCUCCUCACAUAGAGCCUUGCUUUCUAUUGUGUUGAGGUCAUGUAAUUCCCCUGUGGGUACAUUUUAGUGCAUUUGGAAAGUGUUCAGACCCCUUGACUUUUUCCACAUUUUGUUACGUUACAGCCUUAUUCUAAAAUGGAUUACAUUGGGUGGGUUUUCUAAUCAAUCUACACACAAUACCACAUAAUGACAAAGCAAAAACAGGUUUUUAGAAAUGUUUGCUAAUUUAUUAAAAAUACAAAACUAAUAUUACAUUUAGUAUUCAGACCCUUUACUCAGUACUUUGUUGAAGCACCUUUGGCAGCGAUUACAGCCUUGAGUCUUCUUGGGUAUGACACUACAAGCUUGACACCUUUAUUUGGGGAAUUUCUCAAAUUCUUCUCUGCAGAUCCUGUCAAGCUCUGUCAGGUUGGAUGGAGAGCGUUGCUGCACAGCUAUUUUCAGGUCUCCAGAGAUGUUAGAUCGGGUUCAAGUCUGGGCUCUGGCUGGGCCACUCAAGGACAUUCAGAGACUUGUCCCGAAGCCCCUCCUGCAUUGUCUUGGCUGUGUGCUUAGGGUCGUUGUCCUGUUGGAAGGUGAACCUUCGCCCCAGUCUGAGGUCCUGAGCACUCUGGAGCAGGUUUUCAUCAAGGAUCUCUCUGUACUUUGCUCCGUUCAUCUUUCCCUCGAUCCUGACUAGUCUCCCAGUCCCUGCCGCUGAAAAACAUCCCCACAGCAUGAUGCUGCCACCACCAUGCUUCACCGUAUGGAUGGUGCCAGGUUUCCUCCAGACGUGACGCUUACCAUUCAGGCCAAAGAGUUCAAUAUUGGUUUCAUCAGACCAGAGAAUCUUGUUUCUCAUGGUCUGAUAGUCCUUUAAGUGCCUUUUGGAAAACUCCAAGAGUCUUGGUGGUUCCAAACUUCUUCCAUUUAAGAAUGAUGGAGGCCACUGUGUUCUUGGGGACCUUCAAUGUUGCAGACAUUUUUUGGUACCCUUCCCCAGACCUGUGCCUCGACACAAUCCUAUCUCGGAGCUCUACAGACAAUUCCUUCGACCUGAUGGCUUGGUUUUUGCUCUGACAUGCACUGUCAACUGUGGGACCUUAAAUAGACAGGUGUGUGCCUUUCCAAAUCAUGUCCAAUCAAUUGAAUUUACCACAGGUGGACUCCAAUCAAGUUGUAGAAACAUCUCAAGGAUGAUCAAUGGAAACAGGAUGCACCUGAGCUCUAUUUCGAGUCUCAUAGUAAAGGGUCUGAAUACUUAUGUAAAUAAGGUAUUUUAUUUUAUAUGCAUUUGCAAAAAAAUAAAACACUGUUUUCGCUUUGUCAUUAUGGGGUAUUGUGUGUAGAUUGCUGAGGAUUUUUCUUUAUUUAAUCAAUUUUAGAAUAAGACUAGAACGUAACAAAAUGUGGAAAAAGUCAAGUGGUCUGAAUACUUUCUGAAUGCACUGUAUCACCUUGUUUCAGCCACUAAGGAAUUAAAUACUCAGGGUUUCUGCUUUUGAAAUGGAGAAUUACAGCUUUUAUUAACCAGUUACGAUCUCAAAGGGAGUUAUGAUGCAAACAUACUUUAGUUCUUAUGUCUAUUCCUAGUCUUGUGGUAACCUAAAUGUAUUAUAUUUAUCACAACAUAAUGUUGACAUAUAAUGUCAAUCAAUGUGUACUAUGGUCUCCUGGUACCCAUCUCUGAUGAGCUCUACUGGGCAGUAUUUGGAUUAUGAUUGUAGCAGACCCAGAGAGAAGGGCUGAUACUAACUGUCUGGGUUAUGAUUGUAGCAGACCCAGAGAGAAGGGCUGAUAACUGUCUAGGUUAUGAUUGUAGCAGACCCAGAGAGAAGGGCUGAUACUAACUGUCUGGGUUAUGAUUGUAGCAGACCCAGAGAGAAGGGCUGAUAAUAACUGUCUGGGUUAUGAUUGUAGCAGACCCAGAGAGAAGGGCUGAUAAUAACUGUCUGGGUUAUGAUUGUAGCAGACCCAGAGAGAAGGGCUGAUAAUAACUGUCUGGGUUAUGAUUGUAGCAGACCCAGAGAGAAGGGCUGAUAAUAACUGUCUGGGUUAUGAUUGUAGCAGACCCAGAGAGAAGGGCUGAUAAUAACUGUCUGGGUUAUGAUUGUAGCAGACCCAGAGAGAAGGGCUGAUAAUAACUGUCUGGGUUAUGAUUGUAGCAGACCCAGAGAGAAGGGCUGAUAAUAACUGUCUGGGUUAUGAUUGUAGCAGACCCAGAGAGAAGGGCUGAUAAUAACUGCAGGGGUAAGCUGAGCUCUAGUUCUGCAGUCUCCUUCUAGAGUUCUGUCACUGCAGUCCUCUAGUAAGUAUUCUAAUCCACAUGAAUAACACUUCCCUUCUCUCCCCCCACCAACACUUUCUCUUUGGUUUUUGGCUGCAGCUGCCAUUCGUGUCUCUGGUCGACCCCCAGACACCAACUGCCUCAAGGACCGACGAGCGAGUGAUCUGUGGUCCGUGGCUUCGGACAGCCAGUCCCUCAGGAAAUACUCUGGUUGGCCUGUUAGCUACUCAUACCCCCUCGUCCUGACCUCAACACUCUCCUCUCCUCUCUCUCUCGCUCUCUCUCACCCACCCCUGUCAAAGCCUCACAGAGCACAUAUUGUAACAAUCUGGCCUGGGGCAGGGGUCUGUAGAUGGAUAUAGCUGUAACACUCUGGCCUGGGGCAGGGCCUGUAGAUGGAUAUAGCUGUAACACUCUGGCCUGGGGCAGGGCCUGUAGAUGGAUAUAGCUGUAACACUCUGGCCUGGGACAGGGCCUGUAGAUGGAUAUAGCUGUAACACUCUGGCCUAGGGCAGGGCCUGUAGAUGGAUAAGGCACUGUCCAUGCUGUGUCCACGUACACCUGGCCGUCUCCAACUGUCCAAUGACUUGCUCUUUUUUCUCAACCUGAUCCUCAUCUUCUUCCUCAUCACCCAGAGAACUCUUCCACUCACCAGUGACUAAUGCGCUUAGACCCUCUCACAACAUACGGGCACUGUCUGAUUUUACAAAUGAAGGGGGAAGGAUUGGUUAUGAUGAAAUAUUUCACUUUUGUCCCGCCUGCAAGAAUUCUCACCAGAUACCAGCCAAACGUCUCACCAGACACCAGCCAAACGUCUCACCAGACACCACCUAUCCCUCCUGUUCUCUUGUUUUUUAAGUUAAUACUAUGGCAUAGCUAAGGCCUAUGUGUUUGAACAUCAGAUAUUUUGCAUCCAUCACUUGCAUUUCUUCCAACCAAAUGUUACUGAAGUGCUCAAAACAGAUUUCAACAACACCAAUUCAGUACUGAAAUGUCUUCUGCUACUGCCCUCCCAGUCUAAUUCCAACCUACUCUUUUUCCCUCACCCUGUGUGUUAUGUAUAAUCGGAGAGUGGUUGUUGAUAAUGGUGUUGUUCUGUGUUGUGUCCACAGCUCCCAGUAUGAUGUCCCUGCGUCAGCGCCACAUGGACUCCCAGCUGGCCAUGGGCUCCCAGAGGUUGGUAGAGACCUGCCUGUUGGCGGGGCAGCAGGGAGACGGCACCUCCUACCCAUCCAGGUCUAGGGCCCCCCUUCAACAGUCACACAACCAGUCCUUCCAACAGUUUGAGGCUCUCCCCCUGCCUCCCUUGUCCUCGGCUGUCUCGCACCCUUCCAUCAUCUGCUCUUACCGUCAGCCCCACUCCUCCUCCUCCUCCUCCUUACACUCCACCUCUCCUCAUUCCUCCAAUGUCUAUCACUCGUCUUAUUUUCAGCCCAUGGACACCAUCCCAGACUUCCAGCGUAGCAGCAGCUUCGGGUACCCCUCUGCUCUCUUCUCUCCACACGCACCGCAUGCGCCUGGUCUUUUCUCCCAGCCUACUUUUUCACCCCAUAGUUUGACCCAUAGUUUUCUCAUUUUCAUUAACGAUAGUUUCAUCUGACUAUAACUCACCCAUUUUCAACCUUCUUUUGCAUUAUUACUUUUCUUUUAAAAUCCAUUUUGUUGUUUUAUUCAGUCUUUCAUAUUUGAGUUUUUGCCAUCCACUCCCAAUCCUUGUCUUUCCCGAUAGCCCAAACAACCCUGCCCCCUGCCUGCACUACUAACAGGAGUGGAGUUCCAGUUUCCCAGUAGUGCCCACAGUGUCCUUGGCUUUAUAGGCAUUGUAUAGAUUACCUCCAGCAUACAGUGCUUUUGCUUGGAUCCACUUUUCAGUCAGGCUCAGUGCAGAAACAACCCCUCUACCCCAUAGGUAUCCCAUAGUUCUGAAAGGAUUAGAAAGGUGUAAGCAUUCCAUCUGGUGGUAAACAAAUCCACCUAGCCUAUCAGAGGGGGAAAUGGAGCUACUACCAUUGCUUAUAUCUGUCCAGUUAUUUCAGAUCUACUUGAAGUGCCUAGGUGGGAGAGGCUAUAGAAUGUCUCUGGACCGUUCCACAUCGUCCCACUCUUCCUCUCUUCUGUUCUUCUACAGGGAUCUGAACCGCUCCGACUCAGACUCCUCCCUGUGCCUCUCCCAAAUCGGUGAUCGUCUGUCUGCCUACAGCUCCAAGGGCCACCCGGUGAAACCCACCUCCUUCCUGUAUGGCCCCCCUGUCCGCUCCGCCUCAGACGAGCCCGCCCUGAAUGCCCACACCCCUAACGGAGGGAACCGUGUCCACGAGGGAGGAGCCCAUGCCGAGCCAGUCCCAGAGAGCCCCAUCCUGAUGAAGAAGGUGUACAGCAUCGAGAAGUCAGCCAGCCUGGGAGAGAUGGAUGUUGGCCUCGUCGGUAUGUCCAUGUCAGAGUCCUCCUGCUCCCUCAGCCUCAACUCCACCGACGUCGACACCCCCUCCCCCACGGGGGGUCAGCCUGGGGUCGCAGGGGCCAAGGGCAGCAGCCGCAUCCCUCAGCUCUCCUCCAAGAAGAGCCCUCUGGAAGAAGACAGCGGCUCCACGGGAGAAGACACAGAUUCCGUCGCCAGCCGCAAGAAACACACCUUCAAGAUCUUCAAAAAACAGAGGAAAUAA
Messenger RNA from Coregonus sp. 'balchen', 38271 nucleotides. NCBI's taxonomy places the organism in Eukaryota, Metazoa, Chordata, Actinopteri, Salmoniformes, Salmonidae. The record is from the annotation of a GenBank genome assembly.